This is a messenger RNA of Spirometra erinaceieuropaei, 2669 nucleotides long. NCBI's taxonomy places the organism in Eukaryota, Metazoa, Platyhelminthes, Cestoda, Diphyllobothriidea, Diphyllobothriidae. The record is from the annotation of a GenBank genome assembly.
AUGCUUCAUUCUCAACGUGACCUUUGUGGCACUCAACUUGUGCAAGCUCCCAAAGUCCCCAUUGAGGCCGGGUACGUGUGGAUUCCAGGAGCGGGUCGUGUGCGCCUCGCGUGGAUGAUCUGUUUGACUCUGUCUCCUAUCCUCAUCGUGUGUUGUCAUCAGAACAUGUUGGAUGCGGGUAUAGACACUGAGGUAGACGCACUGAAAGUCUUCUACUGCAACUGCAUUGAAGUCAUCACUGUUUCCACUUAUUUGAUAACGUUAGAGCUCGUAUCUCGCGACUUCUGAAAUGUCAGGUCUGCCUCAGUGGUUUCGAUAGGGUCUAGGUAAAGGAAGUUCGUCUACUUGUAUGUGAAUUUGUGUGCCUCUUAUAUAGGGGAUUACUGGUCCCACCUUGCCCUUGCCUACCUCCCUCUUUCACAUGAAUUUAUGUCGUUAUGACGGAGUGAGAAAUGAUGCCAACGUUUUUUGACACGCUUUACUGUGCUUGAAGAGAAUGCCUCUUCACUAGCUUGACUGAAAUUGUGGAAUGUCAAAGGACACAUAAGAAAAAAAGCAUAAUGAUACACAAUCCGCAGAUAAUCAAUUAGUAUCUAAGAAAAAAUUGCGAAUAUCAGCAGAUGGCUGAUUGUGCGACGUCUACAAAGAAGCUGUGAUAAAUAAGCAGUUACUAAAAAACAAAAUUAUGAAAUAAAAAAACUUUAACGUAUCAGAUAUGCUAAAUACGUUGCAAAGAUCCAAGUGGUUAAUUAGUGGUGCGUCUAAGGAAUUUAACUAAUCCAUUCAACCGAAAUUUUUACAAUUCUGGAGAUUUUCUGACGGUCGACCAGAUUUUUUGAUAGUUUUCACGACUGCCAUGGUGCACCCCCUGUACACAGACGUUUCUGAGUUCAUGGAAUAAAUACCAAAUUCCUGAACUACCUGCACAUGGUUCUCCACCGACAAAACCGUUUUCCCAAAAAAUACAGUUUACAGUAUGAAGAAUGGGAGCAGGUCUUCUGACAACACUACAGCCAGUUGCCCUUCAUACGGCAGAUUGUAGUUGACUGCCAAAACAACAGGCAGAUAUGUUUACUUCAGGGCAAGCCGUCCAAAUGACCGACCACGCAUUAUUUCCCACCCUCCCACUUCUUUCAGCUGACACUCACUUUCGAGCAUCGGUGCGGCGCCGACAACCCCUUCUUCGUGCGAACAUUUGGUUGGUCAGCCUGGGAACCACAACUGGCUCAUCUCCACUGCGGCAUAAUUUGUCGCCAGCUGGCCCUGGGCGACACAUGCCUGGUGCUGUUGACCGCACCUCAUAACCACCUCCGACCUACGCAGAUGUCGGUACCACAUACGGAGUCACUGGUACCCAGGGUGACCACAAAAGAGCCUGGAUUACCGUCCUCACAUGAAACAGCAGUGGAGGGGGGACGCGCCUCUGAGUUGCCGUCCGGAGGCAAAAUCAAACGGAAGGAAAGGAGGUAUGCAUCCCUUACGCUUUACCCCAUAAACGUCAUGUGGAUUAAUGCAGUGUUCUUGAAGCUUGGCUAAACUUGACUUACAUGUGCUGAGCAUGAGCCAUCUAUGCAAGCUGCGGUCAUUAGAGGAUGUAAAACUGGUAGGGAGGGCAGCCGUGAAGCACGGAGGGAAUAUGGGGCCCAAGUGCACUCAUCCACUGACACUGACUGAUCACUAUGUAACCCCGAUGGUAAUGAGUGAUAUCUGGAUUCUGCUGUAGUAAUGGAAGCAUAAGGCUCAGAUCGCAAACUGCAUGUCUCAGCAGGCUUUCCCACUCAUAUCAGGCGGCACCAAGGAUGUAAAAGUGUAGACGGGGGCGUGUUUAGGAUCAGUAAAAAUAAUUUGGAAGACGGCCGAAAAGAUUCCAAAUAGAGCUUUCUCGAUUCCCGUCUACUUCAAUCUAUUGAAAAGUUGACUCUACCUGGGCAAUAUUUCAGACGAAGGACGCUUCAGACAGUCGUUUGGUUUUAUCCGUCAGCCGUCCACAUCCCCAGCACAUACCAGAACGACCUGAUGUUUGACGCUGCGUGCAAAUUCUCGAUGAGGUUAAUGAUCGUCAGUUGCGCCACGAAAAUAAUCUCUCUCCACCUCCAUUGUAAGUCUAAAAUUACCUAGUUGUGAUGAAUACUAAGGUGUGCUGAUUGCAAAAUGAAAUGCAGACAUUCAGUUGACCCCUUAGUCCCCUUUUGGACAGAAACAAGCCCUUAAGCCCCCAUUACUGCCAAUGUGACUUCCAUUCUAUCAACCACCUCUCACUAUGUGACUGUCUCUGGUCCCCUAGACAAAAGAAAUUAAAGGCCGAACGGAACGCUCGUUCUCCGUCCCAUAGGCAAAGCAUGUUAUCUCAAAGACGGUUCUAUGUGUAAAUUCAGAAAUGAGCAUUGCUUGCCUGGUCUUGGUGUGCACUAUUCAGGCGUCUGAGGAGUAUCCUAGAUUUUUAUUGCAAAAUCUUCGAGCAAAUCGUUUUAAUACCUCAGAAAUAUAAUUGUGGAAACCCCACAGCAGAAAAUAGAUUCGGUCACUUGCAUUAUUUUUUCUCCCAAAGCAUCAAGGACGAUUCAACCGAACUCCCCUCAGCGCCUCCAAAGACAAAGCGACCGCCCGGAUCUGUGCCCAGUUACUUCUCCGCUGCUUCUCUCGCCAAGUCGCCCUUCGAGUUUGAGUGA